AUGCUUGCCAACGCCAGUUCACUCUGGUUCAAUGUCGGGGCAAUCAAUCACUUGUAUACGACUUGGUCACUUGAUCAAGGUGUUGUAUUCAGUAGAGCAGUCAUUUAUACUGCGAUCUGUUGAGACUAUUCCUUGAUUGAGUUUUUUGUUGCCCUCCAAAAAUAGUUUAUCCUAAAUUCUAUUUUCGCUUUUUUGUUCAGACAAAAUUUUUCUUUUCCCAAGUUUUAUAUCAUCAUCUCAGCAAACACGUUUCCUCACACACACGCCAGUCCAACACUUAUCCCCCUCUCGAUGCAAGCACUAGCAAAAAACGGGGAGAGAGAAGUAUUCGAUCCCUUCUUGUUUUCUCUGAAAAAAAUAGUUUUUCAUUUUUUUUUCCAUUUUCUCAUACCCCUUAAGAUUUUUUUUCGAAGUGAGUGCGGGGAAGGUAUAGCUGCUAGACAUUGUUAGGCGAGUGACAAGCAAGCGCGUCUGUUGGAUGUGCGUAGUGAAGGGACUGUUGGAAUUGCUGUUGGGUAUAAGUGUCUUUAUGAUGCUUAUACUUUGGUGGUGGUUUUUGGCAACCUUUUGCGGCUUGUGUACACUCAACUUUCUAGUGACAUCGCUGGUGGCUGACUGUAGUUGGUUUUCGGCUUUGUUGCGCCUCCAUGUUUUAUGUUUGUUCUAGGCUUCGGUUUAGACUUACUAAAGCGUGUUGUAAACUUCGUUUCAAAGAGUUAGCUCUUUGGAGCUCUUCGGAGCUAACUCUUUGAAACAAAGUUUGAGCAGUCAUUUAUACUGCGAUAUGUUGAGACUAUUCUUCGAUAAAGUUAUCUAGUUUCAAAAAUAGUUUAUCCUAAAUUUCAUUUUUCAAAUUUUUAAUUUGAAAAAUGUUCAAUUUAAAAAUUUUUAAGCUUAAAAAUUUUUAAAUUUUUUUUAAUUUAAAAAUUUCUAAGCUAAAUUUAAAAAUUUCUAAGCUUAAAAUUUUUAACUCGGAAAUUUUUAGGUUAAAAAUGUUUUAAUUUUUCAAAUUUAAAAUUAAUUUUAAAAAUUUUAAUUUAAAAAUUUCUAAGCUUAAAAAUUUUUAAAUUUUUUUAAAUUUAAAAUUAAUUUAAAAAUUUCUAAGCUUAAAAUUUUUAACUCGGAAAUUUUUAGGUUAAAAAUUUUUAAAUUUUUCAAAUUUAACAUUAAUUUUAAAAAUUUUAAUUAAAAAUUUUUAAGUUAAAAAUUUUUUAAAUUUUUAAAUUUAAAAUUAAUUUUAAAAUUUCUAAGCUUAAAAUUUUUAACUCGGAAAUUUUUAGGUUAAAAAUUUUUUAAAAAUUUAAAAUUAAUUUUAAAAAUUUUAAUUAAAAAUUUUUAAGUUGAAAAUUUUUUAAUUUUUAAAUUUAAAAUUAAUUUAAAAAUUUCUAAGCUUAAAAUUUUUAACUCGGAAAUUUUUAGGUUAAAAAUUUUUUAAUUUUUCAAAUUUAAAAUUAAUUUAAAAAUUUCUAAGCUUAAAAUUUUUAACUCGGAAAUUUUUAGGUUAAAAAUUUUUAACUCGGAAAUUUUUAGUUUAAAAUUUUUUUAAUUUUUCAAAUUUAAAAUUAAUUUUAAAAAUUUUAAUUAAAAAUUUUUAAGUUAAAAAUUUUUAAAUUUUUUAAUUUAAAAUUAAUUUAAAAAAUUUCUAAGCUUAAAAUUUUUAACUCGGAAAUUUUUAGGUUAAAAAUUUUUUAAUUUUUCAAAUUUAACAUUAAUUUUAAAAAUUUUAAUUAAAAAUUUUUAGGUUAAAAAUUUUUAAAUUUUUAAAUUUAAAAUUAAUUUAAAAAUUUCUGAAUUUUUUUAGUUUAAAAUUGAUUUGAAAAUUUUUUCUUUUAAGAUUUCGUAACUUUUCAUUUAUUUCUUUCUUCUUAAUUAUCGUCGUUCUUUCGAAAAUUCUUAACCCAAAAAUUUUUUUUCAGCUCGAAAUCGUCGUCUAGCAGCGUCAAUGGCUCCUCAAACUCCGAAAAGACCACGUAAAUCGGUGAGUUAAUUCUUUCGAUUAGCGAAUGAACCUAUUACAAUAAUUUUGUUUUUCAGAGAUCUCGUCAAAAACGUCGUUCAUCACCGCCAUCAAAUCGCUCUCCAAAUGUUUCACCGCCGCCGAGUCCGGCCCUAACAAGAGCAGCAAAGAAAAAAGCAGCCAUGCUGCGAGCUGCGCAAGGACUACCACCGCUGGUCUCUCCGAAGAAGAAUCCUCGAUUUUUCCUAGACCCGGAUGUGAGUUUUUGUAGGAUUUUUAGAUUUCCCCGAGCUUCUGUAAGCUUCAUUCUUAGAAUAAUCCUAUUUUUUUCAGCCGCCAAAAGGCGUUCGGUCAGCAAUCAGAAAUCCAUUCAGCUGUAUCCAAAAGAAGAGAGCACAGUCAACUCCAGCUCCUUCGAAACCGGCCAAAAAGACAGCGAAAAAUACAAAGAGACAACCUGCACCGAAAAAUGUUCCAAAAGCUGCUCCAAAAAAGGCGGCUCCCAAAAAGGAUACGACAAAUGGAUCAAGAAGAAACGUAGUUGCGAAUAUUAUCAAUGAAGAAGACGAAGAACCGGGAAAUCGUGAAGAUGAGGAAGAAGCAAAUGAAGAUUAUGACCACGGAGAACUGCGAAAUCGCCAACCAACUAGAGCCCAAGAUUCGCAAAGAACCCGAAGAGCAACAACUGCACCUGCACCAUCGGCCAGAGAAAAUACACAAAGACAAACGCGUCGAAUUUAUGUGUCGCCGCCGAGAGGAGGGCGCCGCCACAGAAGCGGCGCAAUAUAUCAUUAUGAGCCGUUGGAGGUUGGUUGUUUGCACUCAUUUCAUUAUUAAUAUAAUUAACGCAUUGUUUUUUUUUCAGAUCGGGCCCGAAUUUCGAAAUAGAUUUGAGACAGAUGUGAGAGUCAGCCCGCCCAUUCAAGACCGUCUUCAAACUCAACCAACUCAAGUCAGUUUACAUUAUUGUAUUGAUUUAUUCAAUUUUACAUUUUUCAGACUGUAUCAAACUCGCGCUCACGCUCAACAAGAAGACAACAAAAUCCUUCCAAUUCACGUCGUCCCCGUCAAUCCAGCCGUCGCUGA
This is a messenger RNA of Caenorhabditis angaria, 3043 nucleotides long. Lineage: Eukaryota; Metazoa; Nematoda; Chromadorea; Rhabditida; Rhabditidae. The record is from the annotation of a GenBank genome assembly.